UGUGCGGAAGGAACUCCGGAACCAAGCUGUCUUUCUGUGUCUCCCCAGCCCUGCAGAGACAGCCUGUGGGCACAGCCUUCUUCUCCCCGCCGCUUCUGCCAUGGGCGCUAGUGAACGGCCCCCUUCACCAUGAACUGUGACCCGGCUGGCACUCUCCAGUGGACCUGUGUCCCUCGCCCGGGACCUGACAGCCUGGUCACUUCUUCAUUUCUGAUGUGCUUAAUCCUCAUGGAGCUACAUCCGUAACCAUGGCGACGCGGGUCGAAGUUGGCUCCAUCGCAUCCCUGAGGGCGGGGCCAGGCCUCGGUGACAUCAGCAGGGAGGAAGCCCUGAAGAGGACCUACUUUUGCCAGACUGGGGAUGCCUCCGGGGCUCCCUCCACUAGGAUCCUAAGAGCGAAAAGCCCCGUACGGCCCCACCUGUUCCCUUUGCCCCUUGCUCCCAAGCCUUUCCUUAAGGAGCAGGUCUCUGAGAAGAAGGCUCCUGUCACAUCUUCGUGGCCUGGUGCCACCCAGUCUUGUCCUUCCGCUGAGGCUGACAAGAAGAAAGCUGAAGAGGACUUGGUUAAAAGGAUGCCGAGCUUAGCCGGCCAGGAAGCAGACAGAGGGGAGACCCUGCCGAACGGCCCGUCUGUACCUAACAAGGCCACGUUCCUGAGGGCUGGCCCCAGCACCAUGGGCAUCUUUGAAACAGCCAAAGCUGGACCCAGCCUGGGCAAAGGAACCAGUGAGGGGAGCCGGGAGGCCAGCUCCCGGGGAGCCCAGACAUCUCCCUUAAGUGCCAGGCCUGAGGUGGCCACCAAGCCUGCCCUCCCUGCUCGAAAGCCCCCAGUGACUCUGCCCCGACCAACCUCCCUGUCACAGGACACUGGAUCUACUGUGUCCCAGGAGGAGGCAGACCGAGCCCAACCUUUGCCAAAGGCCCACAGUGUGGAGGACCCUGCUGGCCAGGCUCCAGAGGCCAAGCCUCACCUGAAGAGACGGCCCAUGUCAGCAGUGUUCAGCGAGUACCUGCAGCCCCCAAAGCCAGGCCCAGGUGGAGUGGCAGUCACGGGCAAAGUCCCCCCUACACCUCCAGAGAAGACGUGGGUGAGGAAACCCAGGCCUCUGUCUAUGGACCUGACUGCUGUGUUUGAGAACAGAGAAAUGUUGCUGAGGAAGGUGGGCAGUGAGCAGAAUGCAGCAGAGAACCAGGGCCCGGAGAAGACCAGGACCAUCAUGGAACCCAAGGGUGAUGCAGAGGGCCCUGCCCGCAUGGACGCCACUCCUCAGGACCCUGACUCAGACUUCCAGGAGGUGGCCAAGAAGCUCCAUGCACGGAGGGAGAAGACCAUUCUUAAGCAGGCAGAUACAGACAGUCCCAGGACUCCAAGGGCCAGGGCCAUCCCUGGAGACGAUCAGAGUCCCCAGGAAGAGGAAAGGCCAGACCAGCAGUCAGAGAAGAUGCCAGAAUCCCCUUUGCCCAGGCCAGGAAGAGGCCUGGGGCUGGCCGAGGUCAAGGCUGGAGGAUCUGACCAGGAGGCUCCUGCUGGGACAGAGAGGAAGUCUGUAGGGAGCAUCAGGAAGCGCCUCAGUCUGUUUGAGGAAGAGAGCACUGUGGCCUUGGCAGUGGUGUCUGAGCCCUCCCCUAUGACCCCUGAGUCCCCAUCCACAUUGCCAGAGCCUGAGAGAGCUGGUGUGAAUGUUCAGGCUCGGAUCAAAGGCUGGACUGUGGAAAGCGCAGGUGCGAAGCCAGAGGUCAGGAGAAGGGCGUCCCAGACGCGGCCACUGUCUAUGGACCUGACCAAACCGUUCUCACGGUCGCCUUCCAGCAGUGAGGUCGGGUACGAGAAAUGUGCUCUGCUGGGUGGUGAGCUCCCUGGAGAAAAGCCUAAGGAAGGGCGCGGUUUGGAUGGAGCCCCCACCACAAAAAGUCCCUGGAAGCCUGGGGUACCCCAGAAGUCUAGGCAGACAGAACCCAAAGAUGCUUCUGACCAGGACCCUGACAGGUGUCGGCGUGCACACUCAACAGGAGACCCGGGUCCUUCUGAAGUCAGUCCAGAGGAUGAUGGAAGCUUCCAGAAGGUGUGGGCCACGGUGUUUGAGCAUCAUGUGGAGAGACACACAGUGGUUGACCAGACAGGCCAUUGUCUCUCGCCUGUGCCCCCUCAUGAUGUGGCUGACAUCCCGGAUCCCAAACCCAGGCCUGAGAAAGGCUAUUGGCUAGGGAAGGACCCUCCAGGGGUUAUAAACAAGAGAGGCAGCUCCAGGUGGUCCGACCAUGCUGACCCGGGGAUGCUGGGACGCGCUGUCCUUGUGGAUGUGGAGCUGAGACAGUAUCCUACAUCUGUCCCUGAGACACCACACCCCGUGGGAGAAGAGCACAGCAGUCACUCUGUCCUGAGGCAUCUAGAAAGUCCCCCUGUGUCCCAGAGGAUCCAGGCCAAGUAUGAUAUUGUGCAUGCCUCCGGGGAGCAAGCACACAGCGAGGCUGUUUCCAGGGUGCCCGAGGAGAAGGCGGUGACACUGCGCAGUGGCAGACCCCGGCUCUCACUGCAGGGCCGGCAGCUGUCCCAGGAGGUCAACCCUACUCAUGUGGAAUGUGCUCUGCAGGCUCAUGGGGGUGCUGUGCAGAGGGCAAGUUCAAUAUGGGAAGCUCGGGGUCAGGAGGCCAGUGGGCCAAAGCUUGAUGGUCAACAACCAAGGGACGGGUUUGGGAGUAGCUGCCCAUCAUCCAAAUGGACAGGAGGCGUGGUGGCCAGCCGGCAUAGCACUUCUGUGGCCAGCAAAGAUCUCAGUGCCCCUCAAAGGGGUCCAUCCUGGGAUGGUUCUUCACAUCCUCCAUCCAGGGGCACCGUUGAGCCCGGUGACUCCCAAGUACAGGCAAGGCCCAACUCAUUGCCUCUGCAGAAAGGUCCCCUCACAGUUGGUGGUGAGGAUAACCCUAGGCUGGUCCAGGCAUUCCAGCCUGAAGUCAGAAUGCGGAGGUCCAAUCCUUCGGAGCCAAGGAUGGACAGGUGGAGACGGCGGACUCUGCCCCACGAUGUCAAGUUUGAUGCGUUCAGCCUGCUCACGCCAGAGAGCACUUCCAGAAGGCAGCAGGGGCCUGCAGAUGACGUGACCUCCCCAACCUGUGCCUUAAAGAGACCUCCAUUGUCCCACCUCCAGGCACAAACUUGGGAGGUGACAGCAGGUGCCUCACACAGUAGGGCUUCUCCAGUGGAGAAGCCGGGGCCAUCUGCUGAACCCAGUGCAACUUUCUUUGCGGUGACCUAUCAGAUUCCUGACAUUCAAAAGGCCAAGAGUAUUGUUCAGCCAGGGCCUGAAAAUGUGUCGGCACCUUCUAGAAGAACGGCUCCCCCUCUGUCACCUCGUUCUUUUGUGUCUACUCUGGCUUCUCCUAGCCAUGAAGAGCCACAGACUCCUCCCAGCAGUAAGGGCUGGACUCCGGGGAGAGAAUACGAAGAAGUAAAGAGCCUUUCAAAACACCUGAAGGCCACGGAUCAGCCGUCAUCUGCCGAGGACAGGAUGCUGGAUCCUUCCAGGGACAGAGUCAUUGAUGUGGACGCUCUGUGGAUUCAUCGAGGGUCAGAAGAUGUCACUUCGAAGGACAGCAGGAUCAGGGCAUCCUCAGGCAUGGACGCCCCACAGACUUCCCCGGUCCUGAGGCACCCCAAAAGUCUCCUGGUCAGGAGGAGGACAGAAGUGAUCAGCGAGACGUUCCCAGGGAAGAUAAGAGAUGGCUACAGGUCUGGUGUCCUUGACAUUGAUGCCCUGAUGGCUGAGUACAAAGAUCAAUCAAACAGAGUCCCCAGCAAGGCCCAGGAGCAGAGGGACAGUCCUGCCGAGCCCCGUGGCUCCCCUCAGGAGAGAUCAGGUUGGCCCACAGAGGUGGAGUGGGGGCGGAGGAGCCUGAAGGAAGCUCCCCAGUUAGACAGUGUUGGGAAACAAGCAGGAACCUCUGUGAAAACUCCCCAGUCCCCUGGUCCCAGCAAACAGCCAGCAGAGCCCCUUGGGGCAGCCAUGACCACCAAGUCUGGCCUGCCACUGUGGGCACCACCGCACUCGGUGCCUGUGGAAAACUGCCCUUCCCCUGUCCCUUCUGGCUCCAGGAGAAAGUCCUCAGGCAUCGCCGAGUGUGAGAGCAAGCCCUCCUCCAGUGAGCAUCAGGAGGCAAAGUAUAGACAAGGCCCAGCCAAGUCCCAGGAACCGGGUAUCGGGGACAGAAUCUCCCCCAGGUCACCUCCCUCUGACCGGAAGAAAGGGAUGCCAAAGAGGUCCACUGGUCAGGGAGUGGAGGGCAAUGGGGUGCAGUGGGGAAACCCCCCACGGGACUGUACUUGGUCACCACUGGACAUCAAGAGGGCCUGCUCAGAGAAGGGCCCACCAGCCAGGGUCCGGGAGGGCCUGUCUGUCAUGCAGGAUGCCAGGCAGCGGAGACGAGAACAGCUCAGAGAGAAGCCGGGUCUCCCCACUCAGACCCCCAAGGCCACGGCAGGACCCUGCCAGAAGGAGGCAAGGCAGCCAGAUGGUACUAAGGUGCCUCUGCAGAACCUGGAGCAGGGGGAAGGUCUGCAGGACAGCCAGCAGCCUCACCGGAAGGUGUCCCCCGUGGCCUCUGUGCCCAGGCGAAGCCACAGCUUUUGCAAGGACAAGAGGAGCAGUCCCUUUGUGAACCAGCUGAAACAGUGCUUCUCCAGGCGAGCCCCCGAGGCCAAGGACACUGACACCCUCGUGCAUGAAGCCGACAGCCAAUAUGGGACCUGGGCAGACCAGGACCAGAAUGGAGGCAGUUUUGGCCCCGAGUCCCCAUCGUCUCCUGACAGCAGUGCUGCGUCUGCCGGGAAACACCAACCAAGUAGCCACCUGUCCUCGUACACAGAGUCCACAUCAGUGGAUCAGCACGACAGCUCCAGGGACCGGCGCAGCUCCAGCGUGGACCGCUCCAGUUCCGAGCUGGAGUCCACAGACGGCCCAGAAGGGCCGCCUCCAUCAGAUGCUUGCCCAGUGGAGAGAGAGGAUGACUUUUCCUUCAUCCAUCAAACCUCAGUCCUCGACUCCAGUGCCCUGAAGACCCGGGUGCAGCUGAGUAAGCGAAGCCGUCGCCGGGCUCCCAUCUCCCACUCCCUCCGGCGCAGUCAGUUCAGUGAGUCUGAGAGCCGGUCCCCUUUGGAAGAGGAGUCACACAGCACAUGGAUGUUCAAGGACUCAACAGAAGAGAAGUCGCCCAGGAGGGAUGAGUCUGAUGAAGAGCCGCCCAAGGUGGAGAGGACCCCUGUCAGCCAUCCGCAGAGGAUGCCUGUGUUCCCAGGCAUGGACCCAGCCGUGCUGAAGGCUCAGCUGCACAAGAGGCCGGAAGUGGACAGUCCUGGCGAGUCUCUCGGCUGGGCACCCCAGCCCAAGACCCCAAAGUCGCCCUUCCAUCCUGGGGUGCUGGGCAGUCGGGUGCUGCCUUCCAGCACAGACAGAGACGAAAGGUCAGAGGGGACCUCACCCCAGUGGCUGAAGGAGCUGAAAUCCAAGAAGAGGCAGAGCCUGUAUGACAGACAGAGUCUGUAUGACAAUCAAGCUUGACCAGAUGGGACAUCACUACACCCAUAAACUCAAGCCUUAACCGCCGGACGUCAGAACCCGAGGCCAAGCCACCCGCUCCUCCCUGGCCAAGCUCACGUGCCUGGGUCUUGCUGCCCUGAAGACACUGUGCUGAGCCCCAUCUGGGUCCCUACAGGAAGACCCUGCUCCAGGACCUGCUCCAGUCCCCAGGAGGAACUUCCAGCUCUCCUUUCAGAAGUGGAUUGGCCUUUGGUGUGACAGUAUGGCCUCUGCAUACACCUCACAGGACCCUCUCAGCUGGAGAAGAGACCCUCCCUGGGCAGCCCUUCUGGAAGGACUUGGACAAGCAAGCUUGAACGGCUCUCAGAUGGCAAGGGUCACUGUCCAAGCAUUACGCCAGUGUCUCCCGGGUUUUGAUUUUUUUUUUUUUCUUUUUGACGGGAUCAUCUUUUCCCACUUAGAGCCUGUGUUCAUAUUUAUAAGCACACACCCAACACCCCCGCCCCGUUCUGUCCGUACACUUACCCUUCCUGUGGGGCUGUGUGCAUGUUGGCCUGUCUUGCAGCAUUCAUGGUUGCUUUAGAGGGAGAUAAAGCAAUAAUGUAGCCAAUCUUCUUUGACACUUGACAUGCGCAUGUAUCUCAGCACGGACGGACAGCAGGAAGGGACAGACAGUAUCCAGUUGCCUCAGGUUGCCUGACCCCUAUCCAUGCCUAUGAAAGCGUGUGAGUCUCACCCUUGUCCAGGGCUGAGUGGCUCUUCUAAUUUCUGUGGGGUGGCCUGCCCCUCAGUCCCAAGUGUCAUGAACCUCAGUCUGAAUGGUCCGUGCCUUGGCCACUCACAUACCAGACCCGAUCCGGGUGUCUUUUUCUUUCUCAUCUUUUCUGAACACCUGUGUCCUGCUGGAGUGAAGCCCCCACUAAGUCAGCUCAGAACAGACACAGCCCUACCCCUGCCAUCCGUGACCCACCUGGCCGAGUGCUGGUCCAGGCCCAUCUGGAUGUUGAUCUAACUGAGAGACUCCUGCAGUGGGAGCCUCAGGCUGGAUCCUGGGCCACAAGGUCUACGAUGUUCUCCUUCGCAUUCUGCUAGCUGAAUGCUCACUCCCGGGAGUCUCAAUCCUUAUGUACUCUGGACACCCACUGGGUCUCGUUUCCUUUUGGAAGUCCUCAAGGCCACAUCAGAAGCUCCAGUACCAGCGGUCACCCCAGACGUGCCAGGCCAGCCGCCCACUGUGCCAGCAGCUUCCAGAGACCUUUCUCCAACCUUGCCUUGGUGACGUGCUUGUGCAGUUCCAAGGUGGUCCAUGGCUGUGGAGGGCCCUGGGUCGGGUGUUCUGAUAGAUGCCUGCCUGGCACUUGUGCCCACCACUGCCCUGGUGUCCUCAGCGGCAAAAGUCGUUCUCUGUAAAUCCGUUACUUGCAAAUGGUGUCAAGACCUGCCUCCCUGUCUUCCCACCUCAGCUCCUCUCUUAAUCUACCCUCUCUGCCCGCUUUCCUGUUGGAAGGGUGUGGUCGCAAAGGAUGGCAGUCUUUGGUAUCACUGGUUUAGGACAGUCACCUGCACCUGGGGGCUGAGGUGUUCAGCACCAAGGAGACUGCAGGCCCAUCCUGCACCCUACCUGCACCCACCUGCACUCCCAUCUGCACCCACCUGUAUCCUACCUGAACCCCCAUCUGCAUCCACCUGCACCUCACCUGUACCCACCUUUAUCCUAUCUGAACCCCCAUCUACACCCACCUGUAUCCUACCUGGACCCCCAUCUGCAUCCACCUGCACCUCACCUGCACCCACCUCUAUCCUAUCUGUACCCCCAUCUGCACCCACCUGUAUCCUACCUGAACCCCCAUCUGCACCCCUGCACUCCCAUCUGCACCCACCUUUAUCCUAUCUGUACCCCCAUCUGCACCCACCUGCACCUCACCUGCACCCACCUGCACCCUACCCUGUGUUCUGGCUACCGACAAGAGCAUAAUGUUCACACUUUCUGCAUUCUCUGCCUUCCCUGAGCUAGUGGUAAGUGGCAUCCCUGAAAUCAUUUGGGGCUCAGUCUCCCCGCAGGCGCUUCCAUAGUUCCGUUUUCUGUGUUGUUCUGUUUUUAGAUCCAUUGUGUAUGCUGUAGCACUUUUGAUCUGGGAGUGGCUUACCAGGGACUCCCUUUAAAACACACUAGCAGGGCUGAGGGUGUGGCUUGGUGGGUGGAGUGUGUGCCCAACACACAGGAGGUCCUGGGUUCUAUUUCCCAGUACCACAUAAAUCAAGUGUGGUA
Messenger RNA from Onychomys torridus (southern grasshopper mouse), 7800 nucleotides. Its product is annotated as KIAA1671 ortholog. NCBI's taxonomy places the organism in Eukaryota, Metazoa, Chordata, Mammalia, Rodentia, Cricetidae. The transcript is spliced from 12 exons. The coding region runs from base 249 to 5552 and encodes 1767 amino acids. The record is from RefSeq and is a predicted model, not a curated record.